AUGAAGGUCAUCAUAGUUGGAGCAGGUCUUGGAGGUCUAAGUGCUUCCAUCUCCAUAUUAUUGGCUGGUCAUGAGGUUCUGGUUCUUGAGAGUGCAAAUGAAAUCAAAGAGGUUGGGGCAGGGAUCCAGAUAUUGCCCAAUGCUUCUCGAAUCUUGAUAGAGUAUGGUUUGAGAAGCCAGCUAGAGGAAGUGGCCACUAUGCCACAAAAGUGUUUUAUGAAUGGCUGGAAAGGUAAAAAACUCGCCGAAUUGAAUUUCCAUGAGCAGGCCAAAAGAAUGGGAUCACCCUUCUGGGAUUUCCACAGAGCGGACCUCCAGAGAAUUAUGCUCGAGAGAGCAAAAGAGCUGGGCGCCCAGAUUCUCGUCAACUGUAGGGUGUGUUCGGUCAACUACAAUAUGGAUGAAAUGACUGUCUCAGCAACCACUGCCGGGGGCGAUAGUUACACUGGCGAUCUGCUGGUUGGGGCUGAUGGCAUAAAUUCGAGACUUCGUGAGAUCUUGGUUGGACAUGCAGACCCACCAACACCAACAGGUGACUUGGCUUAUCGUGUACUCUUGGACGGAGCAAAAUUACUAGAACAUCCCUCCUUGGCCGAGUUCAUCGAAAAUCCACAGGUUAACUACUGGUUAGGUCCUCAAUGCCAUUGUGUCAAUUAUGUUCUCAAAAAAGGAAAAUUCUUCAACUUCGUGCUUCUAUGUCCGGACGAUGUCCCUGAGGGAAUGAGCAUUUGCGAAGGUAAGAUUGAUCAGGUGAAAAGCGUUUUCGCCAAAUGGGAUCCAAGGGUUGUAGAUUUGCUGGAUCUUGUUGAAUCUUCUACUAUCGAUAAAUGGAAAUUAUGCUAUCGUGAGGGUAUCAACAAAUGGUACCACGAAAGCGGUAUGUUCUGUCUGCUAGGUGAUGCAGUUCAUGCCACUCUUCCCUACCUAGCCUCUGGUGCAGGUAUGGCUAUUGAAGAUGGAGCCGUGCUGGGUACUAUCCUCGAAAGAUUUUCAAGCAAAUCUGAUCUGAGAGAAAGCAUGCGGCAGUACCAAAAUAAAAGAAAGACGAGAACGGAAAAGAUCGUUGCCCGUGGCAACCUGCAGCAGACGUUGUACCAUCUCGAUGAUGGACCGGCCCAAGAAGAAAGAGAUUUCAUUCUCGGUCUCUCCGAUCCGCCAGCAGGAGAAGCUUUUGUCUGGAGAGACAAGGAGAUGGCGCCUUGGCUGUUGGGCUACAAUGCUUUCAAUGAUGCAAAGAUUUAG
Molecule: messenger RNA, 1242 nt
Organism: Kuraishia capsulata CBS 1993
Lineage: Eukaryota; Fungi; Ascomycota; Pichiomycetes; Pichiales; Pichiaceae
Exons: 1
Coding region: 1-1242 (413 amino acids)
Biological process (GO): secondary metabolite biosynthetic process
Molecular function (GO): monooxygenase activity; FAD binding
Source: RefSeq, a predicted model, not a curated record